Molecule: messenger RNA, 1476 nt
Organism: Cyclopterus lumpus (lumpfish)
Lineage: Eukaryota; Metazoa; Chordata; Actinopteri; Perciformes; Cyclopteridae
Product: UAP56-interacting factor-like
Exons: 9
Coding region: 86-1045 (319 amino acids)
Biological process (GO): mRNA export from nucleus
Molecular function (GO): mRNA binding
Source: RefSeq, a predicted model, not a curated record
CUAACUGUUCGUCCCUUAAAAGGGACGAACAGUUAGCACGGCUGUCAACUAGCGUUAGUGUUGUAUGCUUGUCGCGCUGUAAAGUAUGAACAACGGGGAUGUUACAGCAGCUCGGGGGAGAAGACCAGUGGUUCCCGACAAAGUCGACAUGUCCUUAGAUGACAUCAUCCGGCUUAACAAAAAAGAGCAAAAGUUAAAAAGGAGACAGGCCACUGUGACCCGCCGACCAGUCAAAAAGACGGGCCGUUUCAACCAAGGGAAGGGAGUAGCACCAAGAACAGCCGGACCCGUCCAGAGAGGAGGUGGCGCGCCCCGAGGAGGAGCAGCUAAAUUAAGAAACCGAAGAGUCCCUCCCCCACCUGGGCGACGACGGGGUCAAGGGGUUAUCACGGGACUGGCAGCCAGGCGGCCAGCUGCCCUGCUGAAGCGACUGGGUUCAAUUAACAGAGCAGCAAUCAACCAGAAGAUGAGACCGAAAACAAAGCCUUUCAAUCAACGUACUGAAGCCCCGUACAGGAAGCAAGAGGUACAGAGGCGGCCGUACAGGCAGCCGGAGCUUCCGAUAGGUCAGAAUGCUACAUCGGUCCGGAGACCAUUUCAGCUGCGACGACGACCACUGCCACCUGUCCAGCAGACUCGCAGGGAAGCACGUCAGGCCACAUUUCUUUUUCACAGAGGACUCGAGGUACAGGCCCAGGUGCAAAAGACAAAUCCUCACAGUCCUCCAGUCAGAACUCGGCAGUGGUGCACAUCGCCAACCAGCAGUGGAAUCUUGACUGUUUCAAUUGAGAACCCCACAGCCAGGACUCAGCCUGAGCCUCCCUCUGCUUGGACCCUGCAUCCCCCAGCGGCUGUCUCUGCUCCGGUUAAGAUGGAGAUAGUGGAGAAGAAAAUACCAAAAGGAGUGCCUCUGCAAUUUGACAUCAACAGUGUUGGGAAGCCGCAAACAACAAUCACCCUGAACGAGAGAUUCCGCAUCCUAACAGAUCAGCGCUCCACCACAGAACAAAGUGGCAAAGGCAGCCGAUUUGUUAGCGUUGGUUAGCCGGCAAAGAGCCGGUUUGUCCUUCUCGGAUUUAUGCGGUGAACCCCAACAUCCUGAUGGAUGGGAUGUGCUGACCCCCUGGCUGACUUUACUCCUGGAAAGGGAGCAUAACAGUGGGACACAAGUCCAACAUGCACAACUGUGAGAAGUGUGUCAAUGGAAGACUUUGUUUUUAAGUCCCCAUUAAUUUUAAAUUUUCCAUGUUCUUGUACUCCACUGUUUGUAUUGUGGAUGUCCUAUACUGGGAAAGAGGGAGCUUUUUAUUUUCCCCUUUGGACUUGGAUCUGUUGACGCAUCAUGAAGACUGUUUGGAAGUAUUUCUUUUCAGAGAGGACCGCUAUGCAUUUGUUCAGGUGGCACGUAUGUUCUAAAACCUCUUCAGAAAUUGUUUUGUAACGUUUCUUCAAUAAAUGAGUUUCUUUUAAAAGAUA